Molecule: messenger RNA, 1092 nt
Organism: Mesoplodon densirostris (Blainville's beaked whale)
Lineage: Eukaryota; Metazoa; Chordata; Mammalia; Artiodactyla; Ziphiidae
Gene: BHMT2
Product: betaine--homocysteine S-methyltransferase 2
Exons: 8
Coding region: 1-1092 (363 amino acids)
Molecular function (GO): zinc ion binding; betaine-homocysteine S-methyltransferase activity
Source: RefSeq, a predicted model, not a curated record
AUGGCACUGGCCGGAAGCCCCAGAGCCAAGAAGGGCAUUUUGGAACGUCUGGAUAGUGGGGAGGUUGUGGUUGGAGACGGCAGCUUUCUCAUAACUCUGGAGAAGAGGGGCUACGUGAAGGCCGGACUCUGGACUUCAGAAGCCGUAGUAGAACAUCCAAAUGCAGUUCGUCAGCUUCACAUGGAAUUCUUGAGAGCGGGAUCAAAUGUCAUGCAGACUUUCACCUUUUCUGCCAGUGAGGACAAAAUGGAAAGUCAGUGGGAAGCUGUAAACACCGCUGCCUGUGACCUUGCCAGAGAAGUAGCCAACAAAGGUGAUGCUUUGGUAGCAGGGGGGAUCUGCCAGACAUCGUUGUACAAACACCACAAGGAUGAAGCUAGAAUUAAAAAACUUUUUCGACUACAGCUAGAGGUUUUUGCCAGGAAAAAUGUGGACUUCCUGAUUGCAGAGUAUUUUGAACAUGCUGAAGAAGCUGUGUGGGCUGUGGAAGUCUUAAAAGAAGCCAGAAAACCCGUGGCAGCCACCAUGUGCAUAGGCCCAGAGGGAGACAUGCAUGGUGUAACACCUGGAGAAUGUGCUGUGAAGCUGGUGAGGGCAGGGGCUUCAAUUGUUGGUGUGAACUGCCGAUUUGGGCCCUGGACCAGCCUGAAGACAAUGAGACUCAUGAAGGAAGGCCUAUGGGCUGCAGGACUGAAAGCACACUUGAUGGUGCAGCCCCUGGGGUUCCACAUGCCCGACUGUGGCAAAGGAGGGUUUGUGGAUCUCCCCGAAUAUCCCUUCGCACUGGAGCCCAGAGUUGCAACCAGAUGGGAUAUUCAAAAAUAUGCCAGAGAGGCCUACAACCUGGGGGUCAGGUACAUAGGCGGGUGCUGUGGAUUUGAGCCCUACCACAUCAGGGCCAUUGCAGAGGAGCUGGCCCCGGAAAGGGGAUUUUUGCCUCCGUCUUCUGACAAACAUGGCAGCUGGGGAAGUGGUCUCAACACACACACCAAACCCUGGGUUAGAGCCAGGGCUAGAAGGGAGUAUUGGGAGAAUCUGCUGCCGGCUUCAGGCAGACCUUUCUGUCCUUCAUUGUCAAAGCCAGACGCCUAA